Messenger RNA from Aureobasidium pullulans EXF-150, 246 nucleotides. Its product is annotated as zf-CSL-domain-containing protein. The record is from RefSeq and is a predicted model, not a curated record. The coding region runs from base 1 to 246 and encodes 81 amino acids. NCBI's taxonomy places the organism in Eukaryota, Fungi, Ascomycota, Dothideomycetes, Dothideales, Saccotheciaceae. The transcript is spliced from 2 exons. Gene Ontology annotation, molecular function: metal ion binding. Gene Ontology annotation, biological process: protein histidyl modification to diphthamide.
AUGGCCGACAACAUCUACGACGAGAUAGAAAUCGAAGACAUGACCUACGACCCGAUAACACAAUUAUACACCUACCCAUGCCCCUGCGGCGAUAAAUUCGAAAUCAACAUUGACGACUUGAGGGACGGCGAGGAUAUCGCCGUGUGUCCGUCUUGUUCGCUGAUGAUCAGAGUUAUUUUCGACCUUGAGGACUUGGAGAAAGAUGGGGAUGCUGGUGGAGUGCAGGCGGUGGGUGUGGUUGCUUGA